Clarias gariepinus (North African catfish) is the source of this 1940-nucleotide messenger RNA. RefSeq names its product sterile alpha motif domain containing 13 (gene samd13). The transcript is spliced from 5 exons. The record is from RefSeq and is a predicted model, not a curated record. NCBI's taxonomy places the organism in Eukaryota, Metazoa, Chordata, Actinopteri, Siluriformes, Clariidae. Gene Ontology annotation, molecular function: protein binding. Bases 242 to 535 code for a protein of 97 amino acids.
GGAAGUUAAAAUGGAUUUGUGUAAAAUUUAGCAGAGCUGCGAGAGGCAACAUCACUCUCCUACUGAUCUGUUCCUCCAGGUCUCUCUGCAAUAACAGCACGGAAAGGUUGUUUAAUUACAGUGACGUAUCUUGAAGACACACAGCUGAAAAGGCGAUAAAAACAAUGGCACUGAGUGUACCAUGAAGUUUGAGUUGAUUACAUCAAUGAAACACUGCAUUCAACUUUGACAUCCAGCUGUCAUGGAAACCAAGGCAAAUGGUUCGAUGGAAACCAAAAGCGCGGUGGAGAACGGGCAGCUCCCCGACCCCGCACACUGGGCUGUAGCCGAUGUUGUCAAUUAUUUUAAAGCUACUGGAUUUGAAGAGCAAGCCAAUGCUUUCCAGGAUCAGGAAAUUGAUGGCAAGUCUCUAUUGUUAAUGACUCGUAACGAUGUUCUAACUGGACUCUCGAUAAAACUGGGUCCGGCUUUGAAGAUUUAUGAGUACCACGUGAAGCCGCUUCAGACCCAGCAUUUAAAAAGCAAUGCCUCAUAGCACUCUGGAUGGGCCGUUGCCUUGGAAGACAAUCAUGCCAUGGAACAGCAGGGUAACUGCAGACUGAAGACAAGGCCAUGUCCUCAUGUAUGUUUUAUGCAUCCUUAUGGACAAAUACACCCACAAAAACAACUUUAAUGUGAAUUUCUCCUAAAUUGGUUCUACAGGUACAACUUUUUUUUGGCGUGUGGCUGGAGAGUUAUGACUAAAGUUUGUUUAAAAAAAGAGAAAAAACAUGACCAUUUGCAAACAUGUAAAUAGGUCAUAAUAUUCAGUUUUGUUUGCAGUUUAAAAUAUAUAUGUAAAAUAUUGUGUGAAAGUAUUUGGCACUAAGACGCUAAACACUAUUGUGUUAUUUUGCUAGAUGUAACUUGAAUUUUCAGAGGUUUUAUGGUGAAUGAGCUUAUUGCAUUAUUGGUCUGUAUAUAAAAAGUGACUAACAGAGUUGCUGAUUUAUUAUUUUGUUGGUGCUUGCUUUCUUUUCUUCUUAAAGGUAUUCAAGUCUUUAAUGGUUCUAAACAAAUUACAGCACACACGAUUGUGUUUGGCUGUGAAAACUAACCAUGCUGCAGCUUUUUUUUUUUUUUAACUAUACAUUUAACUGAGGACUUUUAGGCAGUGUAUUAGUCUCUAGUGUCUAAUUAAAACCAGGUUUUUUGUGUUUAGCUGGGUUAUUGCAUUUACAGAUACAGCUUACUAAUUAAUUUUGACAUGAGGAUCAGGAAGUAAUUGUUUUUAACCAAUAGUCUCUGAAUCUGUACUUUGACACACCUCGAUGUGGCAUUUCUGACACCAGUGGCCAACCAGUUGUUUGUUUUUACAAAAUGUCUUUUUAACAUCAGAGUUUAAAAAAUCUUGCAAUAGAGGAUUCACUGAAUGUCAGCUGUUUGCAAUAAAUUCAUAAAAAUUUAAAUAAAUAAUUUAACCUUUUAUCCUAGUUAUCAUUCCAGUCAUAAAGUAAGGGAUCACAACCCUGAAUACUACUAAUUUACAAACUUCAUAUGCAAGCUCCAUGAUUAGAUAAAUGAUUUUGUGCAUCAUUUUAUUUAGCUUGUUUUGGGAAUUAAUUCAGCUGUUUUUUUUUUUCCCAACACCAUUUGCAUCUGCAAUAAUAUUGCAUUAUAUAUGGGAUGAGAGAAAUCUAUACAACAUUUAAUAAUUUGUUCUCUUUACCAGAUUUGUUUUAACAAUCUAAUUUCUUUCAAAUCUUUUGAUAUUAUUAAAUAACAAAAAAUAAACACACGCACACAAAUUUAAUAUACACCAAACCCUGCACAAAAAUGUGUAAUGUAUAUGUAUACAUGUUCCCAUUCAAUUUAUUUAUUAAAUUUCUUAUUUAUUAAAUGUGAUUAAUAUUUGUUGCAUCGAUUGCAUUCAGAGCCACAUUGACCAAUUCAGGUCUUUU